Messenger RNA from Photinus pyralis (common eastern firefly), 939 nucleotides. RefSeq lists its product as uncharacterized. The record is from RefSeq and is a predicted model, not a curated record. The coding region runs from base 243 to 653 and encodes 136 amino acids. The transcript is spliced from 3 exons. Lineage: Eukaryota; Metazoa; Arthropoda; Insecta; Coleoptera; Lampyridae.
CCAUGUAAUUAGUUUCUUUUCUACUGCGUUUGAAAAUAAAUCCAUAACUGAGCAAGCCCUCUAGCGGCGAAGGUUCCAUUUUCCAGUCUAUGCUUUUCGGGGGAAACCCAAACGUCGAAGCGCGCGGGAUUAUUUUUGAAAUUUCGCCGUCAUUAAAAAAAUGGUUGUUUAUUCGUGAAUGUUUAAUUUAUUUGGCGCGAACUACUCGGGCGAUUAAAUAAAUAAACGGUAUCUAUACUGUGAUGGCCUCUUGCAUUUCCCGUUAUAUGUGCAAAGCUCUCAUCCUGUUGGCGUGCAUUCAAAUAGGCUCGACGUCGCUGAGGUGCUACACGUGCAAGUCGUCCUUCAAUGGGGACUGCGAUGAUGUAAGGGGGAGGACGCUUCCUGAUGAGGGAUGCGAAAAUUCGAAAUUGGUGAAGGCCUUUCCGCAGGCGGGAACGACAUAUGUGUGCGUCGUGCAUCGGAUGGCACAAAGUGAUGAUCCAAAUUUGAGCGUCGUACGAGGCUGUGCUCCAGAUCACUACUGUGACCUCUUCCCGAAUUCGAACGAAUGUGUGACAUGCACAACGUCCUACUGUAAUUCGUCUGCGAAAAUCAUGCCUUCCAUUAUAGUCAGUAUUAUUGGAUUUGUAUGUGCUAAACUUUGUUUAUAAAAAGAUUUUACUCAUAUACACGUUUAAGCUUAAGCCUAAUAAUUAAGUGCUUUUGUAAGUUGCCUUAAAAAAGAACAAAGAGAAAGCGAAUCGAUGUAAUAUAUUUCUACAACUUAGUCGGUUUUUGUAAUGUAUUUAUUCCUAAUUGUUAAACAUGUUUGUAACUACCUCCGAGAUAUAUACUACCAUAGUUUUAGUAGUAGUAAUUGUUGUCGACGUUGGCGGUUAAUCAUUCUGAAAUAAAAUGUUACACUUUGUGUCCGCAAAUUAAAUAUAAUUUAAAUUA